UUAAGUUUCUGAUCAUUUGACAGGUGUGGGAUUAUGAGACUGGAGAUUUUGAGCGAACUCUUAAGGGACAUACAGACUCUGUACAGGAUAUUUCAUUUGACCACAGUGGCAAGCUUCUGGCUUCCUGUUCUGCAGAUAUGACCAUUAAACUAUGGGAUUUUCAGGGCUUUGAAUGCAUCAGAACCAUGCACGGCCAUGACCACAAUGUUUCUUCAGUAGCCAUCAUGCCCAAUGGAGAUCAUAUAGUGUCUGCCUCCAGGGAUAAAACUAUAAAAAUGUGGGAAGUGCAAACUGGCUACUGUGUGAAGACAUUCACAGGACACAGAGAAUGGGUACGUAUGGUGCGGCCAAAUCAGGACGGCACUCUGAUAGCCAGCUGUUCCAAUGAUCAGACUGUGCGCGUAUGGGUCGUAGCAACAAAGGAAUGCAAGGCUGAGCUUCGAGAACAUGAGCAUGUGGUAGAAUGUAUUUCCUGGGCUCCAGAAAGCUCAUAUUCUUCCAUCUCUGAAGCAACAGGAUCUGAGACUAAAAAAAGUGGCAAGCCUGGGCCAUUCUUACUGUCUGGAUCCAGAGACAAGACUAUUAAGAUGUGGGACGUCAGUACUGGCAUGUGCCUUAUGACCCUAGUGGGUCAUGAUAACUGGGUACGUGGAGUUCUGUUCCAUUCUGGGGGGAAGUUUAUUUUGAGUUGUGCUGAUGACAAGACCCUACGUGUGUGGGAUUACAAGAACAAGCGAUGCAUGAAGACCCUCAAUGCGCAUGAACACUUUGUUACCUCCUUGGAUUUCCAUAAGACGGCACCAUAUGUGGUUACUGGCAGUGUAGAUCAAACAGUAAAGGUGUGGGAGUGCCGUUGAUUGAGUCUCAUUUGGCCCCUCCUCCCAUUUUUCCUCUGGAUGCACUCUGAUGAUACCAUGGUUACCCCAUUGAGCUCUGUUUAAAUAAAUAUUGUCCUUUCAUGUAAAUUAUUCUGGAUGUAGAUUGAGCUUAUUAAAUGUUACACACAAAGUAUUCAUGCAUGGUGAAUCCAAAUUGUAUACUGUAAAUUUACAUACGUUGUCUAGAAGUACAUAGGGUUUAAAAACCUGGGCUGGCAUUGGUCACACCAGGCCUAAGAAGGCAGAAGUUGAAUAAAUUGAACUUAGGGCACUAAACUGAAUAGUUGACAGUGUCAUUUUCUGUUGGAUUAUUAAUUCCUGUUUUUCUUUCUGCUAUCUGUUGGUGCCUGACUUGAUGGCCUCAUUUGGGGAAAAGUGGUGAUUAUUAGGGCUUUUUCUGAAAUGUGUAUCUAUGUAACAUCACUUAAGUGUGCUUAAUAAAUCUUCUUUAAGGAUGUUAGAUGAUAAGGCUACAAUUCAAAAUCUUCUGAACCAUCUAUGUAAUUAAUGGGGAUUACACAUUGGAAUUUUUGUCAUGACACAUUUGCCAAAUCAAUAGGAUACAUUUGUUUUGGCAGCCUAUCAAGCAGAGGCUAGUGGUAUAUUUAUGUAAGAAAAUGACUGUAAAUCUCAAAUAAGAAAAAUCUCAGCAGCUAAUAGCAAAUCAUUUAUUUCAUUUGGGUUUUAAUGCUUUGUAAACAGGUUAACAAAACACUGUAAUACUCUAAGCUUCUAUUUUUCACACUAGACACACUUCUAGUUGUAUUCUCCAUACUAUUAGACUGUAUAGUGAUGUGACUUCCAAGUAGAAUUUAAUCUUCCCAUUGAGUGUGUCAUGGUACAAAUCACUAUUUGUUUUGAUGUUUUUUAGGGAUGUGCAAUGUGCAUUACAUGAUGACAGAUAUUGAAAAGGUUAUGUUUGCCCAUUUUAAAGAAGUGGGAGAAAUACAGCAGUUUGUUUUUCAACAUGAAUCUGAUACCGAUUUGAACUGUAUUUAACUUACACGUUAAAAAAAAAAAGACAGGGUUUAAUGGAGCAUGCAUAAAAAUGUACUGUGUUUUCACCUUUUGUUUAUAUAUAAAUGUUUAUAUGGGCCUAUCUAUAAGUGGAUAAGUCUGUAUAUGUAUAUCACACACAUAAAACCUCCAUGUCUUUGGGUCCUGGGUUUUUGAAGAAGUGCUAAAACAUACAAGUAGAAUAAAUUUUGCUGUGGAAUACCAUGCUUUAGAACAAGCCCUUUUUGAUCCUAAUGCUUCUGAAAACUAGGUCUGACUCUGUGGGAAUUUUUCCCAGUGAAAAGGAAAAUCACACACACACCCUCCCCCACCGUUUGGCUGUUCAGCAUUUUACACAGCCUGAUGUAUAUUGUGAUCCAAAGUUACUACAAGUAGGUUUAAGAGAAUUUUUAUCUAUGACUUUGGAAACAAUAUUUCAUUGCAGAUUAUUAAAUAAAUAAUUCUAUUGCUUAGCUAACCAACAGCUUUUUUUUUAAGGUCAUUUGAAAAGUUAACAAAGAAAUAACAAAGACAGUUUAACAAAGAAACUUACACUGAAUUGCAUUUUAUUCAUUUGCAUAAUAUGUGAUUUUUUUUUAAUGUCCCUUUUAGUAUUUAAUGGAAAUUUGGUUCCUGAAAAAGACAAAGGGUUAGAGUUAGUGUCCUCUAGAUACACGGAGACUAGGCCUUAUGUUUACUAGAAGCAGCUUUAUGUCUAACUUGUGUCUUUUUGUUUGUUUGCUUUGUUUUUAAUAAUUCCUGAGCGACGUCUCUGGAAGGAAAAGUGUUUUGAGAACUAAUGGCUAUUUUUGAAGACAAAAAUUACAACUUAAGCUAAUUCCUUAAAUAUAGUAGAAUAACUUUCAGGACAAUAUUGCCUCACAACCCUGCUCACACUCAGAAGUCUUAUUUUGUUUCCCUUUAGCUGUUCUGACUGGAGUUUUCUACAAAAGCUAUGGAAGAUACCUUUGUUCUCGUUUGCUGCUAUUUCCUGUCCUAUUUUAAGAAAUAUAAAUACAUAGAAAUGGUGCAUCUUAACAUUUGUUUAUACAUGUAUAAAUGUCUUGUAUUUUAAUUCAUUUUUAGCAUGUAGCAACACGAAUUGUUUAAGGGUAAGCCACAGCAUCUAGAAAUCACUCAUAGAUACGAACAGUAAAGGAAAAAAUGGUACCGAUGUAGGAGGAAACAAAGCUAACAAAGCUGCUGUCCGCUGGGUUUUCCCCCCCUGCAGGAUACAGUGACUUCGUUGACAAAGGAGGAGAAACAAUAUUACUCUGUAAACAAAGUUGUCCUUACUUGGGAGACUGCCACAGCCUGCUGCUUGGAUGAGCUACCAGACAUCCUCCAUUUAAGAAGCAGCAAACACUGAAUCUCAGGGAUGGUCCUCAACUGGAUCCAAAUGUAACGAGCCCUGUUUGAAUAAUGAAGGGGGUGGGGGAGAGCGAUCCAUCCACAAUCCGGAGUCGGAGGUGCGUGGUUUCCCGCACUGUUGUUUGACACUGCCCUGUCGAUGCCCUUUCUUCCUGUUGCCUCCGUUUUCUCUGUCUGCUGUCUGACCCUGUGCCUUGCCUGGGAUAAGUACAAUGAUGAGGUUACUGGUUUGGAUUGUAAGUGGAGGAAUUUAUGAAUUGGUUUAGAGGUUCAUUGCUGCUUUGUCACUUUCUCAAUCAAAUUGGCCACUUAUUUAAGAAAUAAAAAGCUGGUAGAAUUGCAUCCUCAGAUGAUUAUUUGACUUUGUGUGUGUGAAAACAGACAUUCCAGUGCCACCCUUAAUAAUGUGCCCAAGGAGUCCUAGCUGCACUCUUGAACGUGCAAGCCACGGAAACUGUGGUGUAGACAUUGCUUGGAGAAUAGUUGCUUUUUGACAUGGCAUCUUGCACUUUAGGAGACUAAGACCGUCCUGUUUUGUCUAUGUGUGGUGUGACCAAUGGUGUGCCCAGAGCACUGCUCUAAAAAUCACUAGUGUUAGCAAGUCGUCCAGGCUGUGGAGCGCUCGCUGUAGUCUUUGGAAGCUUUGGCUCUAGAUCACCAAGCCCAGUCUCCUUACUGUCAGUGCCCUGCUCUCCUGUUUGCCUCUUCCUGUUUCUGUGUGAACUUCCAGGUAAAAUCACUCAUUAAAUAGUUUUCUUUUAAAUUUAUUUAAAGAAAAACUAUUUAAAAGUAAAGGAUAUUUUGUUUUGUUGACAGUGGUGGCUUGAUAAUCCUUAAGCAACUGAAAUUAAAAUUGUUGAAGGAAAAGGCACUUAAAAUGGUUACUCUUUCUGUCCAGCUGUAUAUAAGUCCAAUGUGUUAAUUAAUCUAGAUGAUGCAAAGAAGAAUCUCCUGGUAGAGAAGCGACAUGUACAAAAUCGAUGAAAAAGGUUUUGGGUUUUUGUUUUUUGUUUUGUUUUCCGUAGGGUGGGGGGAGGGCAAGCUGGAUUUACAAGUCACAACUGGACUGAACUGGCCUUUUUAUCUUUCCACUAUAUCAUGUAAGUAGCUGCUUUCUUGUCCUGCCUAUCCUUCAGGCAUCCGUAAAGCUCACUCUGAAGAUGAUAGAAACAAACACAAAAUCUUCGGGUUAGAUGUUGAUCCUGACACUGACAUGAAGGCAAGCAUUGAUUUCAUAUGAAUGUUGCAGAGGUGGUGGUGAUUGGAGAAAACAGUAAGAGUUAACAAGUUAUUGACACAAUUUUAAAAAAAAAUCAGUAAAGGAAUGUAUAUACUAUUGCUCUUGUGUUUUACAGUAAGAUUUGUUGCUCUCAGACUGUGUAAAACAAAAUUUAUUCAUGUUUUCUGCAUAUUAAAAAAUCCUAUUGUACCAAUUGGUAAACUAUUAAAUGCCUAUAAAACUAGA
Leptonychotes weddellii (Weddell seal) is the source of this 4710-nucleotide messenger RNA. The record is from RefSeq and is a predicted model, not a curated record. NCBI's taxonomy places the organism in Eukaryota, Metazoa, Chordata, Mammalia, Carnivora, Phocidae.